AAUAUCUGUACCUGCCCAUUCUGGAGAUAACCUUGUGAGCGAAGAGUUAAGUACCUAUAUAGAAUUGCAAGCGGUUAAAAGAUAUAUAACGAGAAUAAUAAUGCCAACGACGAUACACGAAAACAUUGCUCUGUUAAAUAUGAUGUCUUCUGAUAAUCUAGAAGAUGAUUUGAAGAGCGUUCAGCUACAUUAUCCAUCCGAGAGGCGGUUACAGAGCGACGGCGCAUGCGUGGAGGAGAGGGUGAGGACGUCGCGUGGAGACAUACUGGUGGCCGUCCGAGGGGACCGGAAUAAGCGCGCGAUAAUAACAUACCAUGACCUCGGACUCAAUUAUGCCGCAAACUUCCAGGCAUUCUUCAAUUUCAUUGAUAUGAGGUCAAUUUUGGAUCAAUUUUGCAUUUACCACAUCAAUGCCCCGGGCCAAGAGGAAGGGGCACCGACUUUGCCCGAGGAUUUCUCGUACCCCUCAAUGGAUGCCUUGGCCUCUCAAAUAGACUUUGUCCUUGGACACUUUGGUAUUAGAUCUUUCAUCGGGUUCGGGGUUGGUGCUGGAGCUAAUAUUUUAGCUCGCUAUGCUAUUGUAAAUCCUCAAAAAGUUGACGCUUUAGUACUCAUUAAUUGCACGUCCACUCAGGCUGGUUGGACUGAAUGGCUGUAUCAGAAAAUUAAUACGAGACAGCUGCGAUCCAGCGGGAUGACUCAAGGAGCCCUCGACUACUUGAUGUGGCACCAUUUCGGGCGCAGCACCGACGAACGGAAUCACGACCUAGCUCACGUGUACAAGGAGUGCUUUUCCCACGUUAACCCUGUAAAUCUGUCUAUGUUCAUAGACUCAUACAUACGCCGUUCUGACUUGGGAAUCGCAAGGGAGAGCAACACGAUAAAGGUGCCAGUGUUAAACGUGACUGGCGCGCUUUCUCCGCACGUGGAUGAUACAGUAACAUUUAACGGUCGAUUAGAACCCGCUAAGACUUCGUGGUUGAGUAUUUCAGACUGUGGCAUGGUGUUGGAGGAACAGCCCAGUAAGAUUGCGGAGGCAUUUAGGUUGUUCCUUCAGGGUGAAGGCUACUGUAGAUAGUCACCUCACCGUUACAGACAACGAUACAUGCAACGCAGCUAUAAUAUAGAGUGCACUCAAUGCUUUACUACACGCGAGCUUUAAUAUUAAAUUUGUUGUAGGCAUUGGAACUGUAGACAGAAAUUGUUAACCGUCGUAUAUAAAUAUUUACGAAAAUAAAAUAUUUUCUGGCCG
Messenger RNA from Maniola jurtina (meadow brown), 1252 nucleotides. RefSeq names its product protein NDRG3-like. Gene Ontology annotation, cellular component: cytoplasm. NCBI's taxonomy places the organism in Eukaryota, Metazoa, Arthropoda, Insecta, Lepidoptera, Nymphalidae. Gene Ontology annotation, biological process: signal transduction. The transcript has a single exon. Bases 101 to 1078 code for a protein of 325 amino acids. The record is from RefSeq and is a predicted model, not a curated record.